UAUUGUUGUGUAUAAAAGAAAACUAGAGAUUUGAUGCAAAUGUUGAUUAGUCUCUCAUGAUGCGAGAGCACGUGAUCCCCUUUCACACUUUUCUUGUUUGCCAAUUACGUCAUGUUCAAGCUUAUUUGAUUUUUAUGUAUUUAUAUGGUCUUUUUAAUCUGCUCUUUUGUAAGACAUUAAUCCCUAAUCUGCAGGUCACUACUGCCUUAAUCCGGAGAUCACAGAGCCCGGUGUGUGUAACGCUGUACACCAUAUUCACAGUCUGUUUCUAAGAUGGUUUAUGUUUGGAUGUUGUACAUACAGAUGUGACUACCGGAAGUUCUAGAUGGUGUGAACAAGCACACUGACGACUCAAAUUCUCCCAGGGCCUGAAAAAGAUCACAGAUGUCAUUUCGCCUCCAAAACAGCAAAUGUGAAUCAAUUGUCAGCAUAAUAUUUCUUCUGAAUUUCCUCGGUCAUGUGUUCUCUCAAUGCAGCGGUUCCUCCCAGUCUCUGACAGCUAGCCAGACUAUUCAGUACUUCACUUCAGCCGGUUAUAACAAUGGCGCCGGCACAUAUAGCAGUAACCUAGAUUGUAUAUGGAUUAUUGAUAGCGGGGCUUCAAAUUACAAAGUGAUCCUAUAUCUGAAGAACUAUGACGUAGCAUGCAGCGGGGACAGUAUCAAUAUUUAUGAUGGUAACAGCGUUUCAGGGACAUCGCUGAAAUCAAACAUAUGUGGCACUGGUUCAUCUGACAAAAUAGUGACGUCAUCCUCUCAGUUUAUGACUUUAAGAUUUACAACGGACGCCGUAAACCAGUCGGUGGGAUUUGAGACUGCAUAUUUCUCAGCGGCCGAUUUAUCCGGAUCAGCAUGUACAGCAGAUCUAACUUUGACGCCAUCAUCAACACCACAAUAUGUGACGUCACCAAGUUUUCCCAGUCUUUAUGACGUGAGUUCCAACUGUAGAUGGAUUCUAACGGUAUCAGCCGGACGAGUACAAGUUGAGAUCAUAUAUAGCGACAUCGAGACCUCCACCAAUUGUGCAUUUGACUCCCUGGAAAUAUAUGAUGGUGACUAUGUUUGUGAAAACACCAAAUUAGCAGCCAUCUGUUCCCGCUAUCCAAACGGGGUGACCGGAUCUUACGUCAGUAACGGUACCAGCUUCCUGUUGAAGUUUAAGUCGGAUGGGUCCGUUAGUUACACCGGAUUUCUUAUCAAAUACACCCAAGUAGAGGACGUAGUGUCAUCCGAUCCUGUGACGUCAUCGGAAGAUACUGACAAUGGCAUUGAUCGUUUGAUGCUCGGGAUCGGGAUUGGGUGCGCCUGCGGUGCUACGGGGGCUUUUCUCAUCGUGUUCAUUGUAACUCUUUUCAAAUCCAAAUGUCGUUCGCCAAAGAUAGUGUCUCCCAGAGUGAAGACGGUAGAACCGAUGAACGGAGGGCCGCAUACCAUGCGCACUCCGUCUGUAAACGGAUCCAUGGACUCCACCGACUCAAUCACUCACUCUAGAAACGGAUUUAUCCGCCGACCAAUAAGUACUAGUAGACGAUCCAGUAUGGUGGACGGAAAAUCUAACGGAUUCCUGCCGUGA
Molecule: messenger RNA, 1572 nt
Organism: Ostrea edulis (European flat oyster)
Lineage: Eukaryota; Metazoa; Mollusca; Bivalvia; Ostreida; Ostreidae
Product: embryonic protein UVS.2-like
Exons: 10
Coding region: 385-1572 (395 amino acids)
Source: RefSeq, a predicted model, not a curated record